CCUCCAUACAUACCGCAACACCGCUAGCUCACAAGGCUCGUAAACACAUAACACAGCCCAGCUUCUUUCCUUUCCCUCUCUCUCUUUAGUUUCUCUCCUCGAUCCUCCGUUUCUUUCCUUGUUUCUCUUUACAGGAUAUAUUGCAUCCAUGGAGGAUAACUUAAACCAAGCAAUGAUACCCACAUUUCAUAAAAGAAAAGAAAGGAAAACCACCCACGAGAAAUCUGAGAUGGCAAAGCAUGAAUCUUUAGUUAGUUUGAAAAGGAGCAGGAGAGCAGAGAAUGUUCACAAGAGAAGCAGAAGAAAGAGAGAGGAGAUGUUAAAGGUUCAAGAAAAGGAUCAAGCGUCGACGGUGGGUGCAGGUGAAGAUGAUGAGAAGGCAGAAGUAGAUAGAAAGAUUGCGGCAUUGCAAAUGAUUAUCCCAGGGGGCGAGUCGUUUGGGGUAGACAAGUUGUUUGAAGAGACUGCUGAUUAUAUAAUGGCUUUGCAGUGUCAAAUCAAAGCCAUGAGAGUUCUUGCUGGUUUUCUUGAAGGUCUAGAAAAGGAAAAGAGGAAGUCUGGAGGUUAAUUAAGCAUGGACUCCCAUCUUGUAUCACUUUUGAGGGUCCGUUCAUGUCUCUCUCUUUUUUCACAUAAUUUUUUUAACCUUUUGUUCAUUUAUUUUAUUUCUAUCUUAAAGAUGGGAGCAAGAUUUCCCUUUUUUUU
Messenger RNA from Populus nigra (black poplar), 705 nucleotides. Its product is annotated as transcription factor PAR1-like. Bases 149 to 568 code for a protein of 139 amino acids. The record is from RefSeq and is a predicted model, not a curated record. NCBI's taxonomy places the organism in Eukaryota, Viridiplantae, Streptophyta, Magnoliopsida, Malpighiales, Salicaceae. Gene Ontology annotation, biological process: regulation of DNA-templated transcription. The transcript has a single exon.